AUGGCCGAUAUUCAAGUGAUUCCGAAAGAAGAAGCGGAUAAAGCCAAUUUGAAGUAUAUUAAACGAAAUCAACCACAUGGACGUCAUGCUCCGCAAUAUUUCAAAGAAGGACAAAUAAUUGAUUACAAAUUUCGUAUCGAUAAAAUGAUCGGUGGAGGUGGUUUUGGUCAAAUUUAUCGUGUCAUCGAUGAACGUACCAAAUCGGUACUGGCAAUAAAAAUUGAACCGGAAGAUCAUGAACCGGGUCGAUUGAUAUUGGAGCAAAAGGUAAUGCUAAAGCUUCGAGGAACGCCACAUAUACCACAAUUU
Messenger RNA from Acanthocheilonema viteae, 309 nucleotides. The record is from the annotation of a GenBank genome assembly. NCBI's taxonomy places the organism in Eukaryota, Metazoa, Nematoda, Chromadorea, Rhabditida, Onchocercidae.